CUGCCUAAACGGAAUCCCAUGUCCCACUCGAUCCCGCUCCACUUGGUGAACCAGAAGCGAGAAGACAUCCCCAUUUGGUCAUGGGGGACCGCUUCCGACCCUCCUCUUUCCAAUCUCCCCUCCUCCUUAUCCUUCUCCUUCUCGCCGGAGGCGGAGGUGGCGCCGCCUCCGGGCCAAUAAAGACGAUAGUAGUCCUGGUAAUGGAGAACCGCUCCUUCGACCACAUGCUAGGGUGGAUGAAGCGUCUCAAUCCGGAGAUCAAUGGCGUGACGGGGCAGGAAUGGAACCCGAUCUCGGCGUCGGACCCUGCUUCGGGGCGAGUCUACUUCCGCGACGGCGCACACUACGUGGAUCCUGACCCGGGGCACUCGUUCCAGGCCAUACGCGAGCAGAUCUUCGGGUCGAACGAUUCGUCGGCGGAUCCGGCGCCCAUGAACGGAUUCGUGCAGCAGGCGCGAUCCAUGUCGGAUAAUAUGACGGAGAGCGUCAUGAAUGGGUUCCGUCCGGAGAUGGUGGUGGUAUACCAAACGCUGGUCCAGGAGUUCGCUGUGUGCGAUCGAUGGUUCGCGUCGAUGCCGGCCUCGACGCAGCCCAAUCGGCUUUACGUCCACUCCGGCACUUCGCACGGCCUCAUCGGCAACGACCAGAGAUCUCUGGCACUGGGGAUGCCACAGAGAACAAUAUUCGAGAACAUUGAAGAUGCAGGACUUUCUUUUGGAAUAUACUACCAGAAUGUACCAGCCGUUCUGUUCUAUCGCAACCUUAGGAAGCUCAAAUACAUUUCCAAGUUUCAUUCAUACGAGAAGUCGUUCAAGGAUCGUGCUAGAAAAGGCAACCUCGAGAACUAUGUUGUCAUCGAGCAGCGUUAUAUGGACUCCAAAGACAACCCGGCCACUGAUGAUCAUCCUUCCCAUGAUGUCUACCAGGGCCAAAUGUUUAUCAAGGAGGUCUAUGAAACCCUUCGCGCCAGUCCCCAGUGGAAUGAGACCCUCUUAAUUAUCACUUAUGAUGAGCAUGGUGGCUUCUUCGAUCAUGUUCCAACACCUGUGAGGGGUGUCCCCAGUCCUGAUGACAUCGUUGGGCCUGACCCUUUCUUCUUUAAGUUUGAUCGGUUGGGAGUUAGGGUGCCUGCCAUCAUGGUCUCUCCGUGGAUCAAGAAGGGCACCGUUGUUCACGGUCCCAGUGGACCCACUUCAACUUCAGAAUAUGAACACUCAUCCAUACCAGCCACUGUGAAGAAAAUUUUUGAUCUCCCUUCACCUUUCCUGACAAAAAGAGAUGCGUGGGCUGGAACUUUCGAAGGCAUUGUGCAAACUAGGACAAAACCCCGAACUGAUUGCCCAGCUCAGCUACCGACUCCUGUGAGGAUUAGGAGGACUGAAGCUAAUGAGGAUGCCAAGCUGAGUGAGUUCCAGCAAGAGCUUAUGCAACUCGCAUCAGUUCUAAAUGGCGAUCAUCUCCUAAUCAACUUCCGAGAUAAACUGAAGAAUAUGAAUGUCAGGGAAGGGAUAGCCUACAUGGACACUGCCGUGAAUCGCUUCUUUGAAGCCGGAAUGUCCGCAAAGAAGAUGGGAGUUGAUGAUGAGCAAAUAGUGCAAAUGAGACCAUCACUGACGUCGAGGAAUGUGAUUCCUUGAAGACUGUUGGAUUUAUAAAUAAGGCCCUUCUUACUGCAUGCUGAUUUAAAUAAGAUGCCUGGGAAGGAUAAAGAGGUCCUUCCUGCCGCUGCUAGAUGUUUACGUAUCUGAUAAAAAAGAAAAAAAUUAUAGUCCGGUCAUAUGGGUUUCAGAA
Messenger RNA from Zingiber officinale, 1791 nucleotides. RefSeq names its product non-specific phospholipase C2-like. The transcript is spliced from 4 exons. Gene Ontology annotation, molecular function: hydrolase activity, acting on ester bonds. The record is from RefSeq and is a predicted model, not a curated record. NCBI's taxonomy places the organism in Eukaryota, Viridiplantae, Streptophyta, Magnoliopsida, Zingiberales, Zingiberaceae. Bases 81 to 1637 code for a protein of 518 amino acids. Gene Ontology annotation, biological process: phospholipid catabolic process.